UAGUAUGUUAAUGUUACAACAAAAAAAACUUUAAUACUGCUGUGUUAUUUAAUUAAUUGACAUUCCAAUAAAAAAUGUCAAAAUUAUAUAAUUUACAAAAUAUAAUAAAAAGAUUAAUAACUAGUAAAAUAAACAAUCCAUUAUUUACAAUAAAUAAUUGUAAAAAUAAACAAAGUAUUAUUCAAUUAAAAAAAGGUUAUGUCGAUGAUUUAUCAAGUAAAACAUGUGAUGAUAAAAUAUAUCUAUGUUAUAAAUUAAUAAAUGAAUUUUUAAAAAAACCAAAUAUUAAUUUACCAUGGAUGAUUUAUCAUCAACGUUAUGAUAAAAAAUAUAAAAAUAAUAAUGACAAUUAUAAUUAUGAAUUAUUAUUUAGUGGAUUAGGUUUAGGUGUUGUAUUAUGCGAAGCUGCUAGUUUUACACAAGAAAAGAGAUUUUUUCAUGCUGCACAACAUGGAUCUGUUCAUGAUUUAAAAAAGGCAUUGAUUGAAGGUGUUAAUGUUAAUGCUCGUCAUGCGUUAGGAUGGACAGCAUUACAAUCAGCUGCAAUGAAUGGCCAAGUUGAAGCUAUGAAAUUUUUAAUAAAUAAUGGAGCUGAUGUUAAUGCUGGUGAUGAAUUUAGUAAUUUUGUUAAAAUAGCAAGGGAUAAAAAUUUAAGUUCACGUGAAUCUUUGUCAAUACGAGAAGAUGAAUUUUCAAAUCGUUUAAAUCAAAGAACUACCUUCAAAGGAUUUACAGCUUUGCAUUAUGCUGUACUAUCUGAUUCAAUUGAAUGUGUUAAAAUUCUUCUUGAUGCUGGUGCUGAUCCAACAAUUGAAAAUGAAGCUGGACAUCGUGCUGUUGAGUAUGCAACGUAUGCUGAUAUCAAAGAGCUAUUGACUCGUCAAGCAUUGAGAUAUGAUGAAUUACUCAAAGAAAAAGAAGCUGAAGAACGUAAAAGAUUUCCACUUGAACAAAGACUCAAGCAACGUAUUGUUGGUCAAGAAGGACCAAUAUCAAUUGUUGCAUCAACAAUUAAAAGAAAAGAAAAUGGCUGGUUUGAUGAAGAGCAUCCACUGGUAUUUUUAUUUCUUGGCUCAUCGGGUAUUGGAAAAACAGAAUUAGCUAAACAACUUGCUGGUUAUAUCCAUAAAAAUAAACCAGAUGGUUUUAUACGAUUGGAUAUGUCAGAGUAUCAAGAGAAACAUGAAGUUGCUAAAUUAAUUGGUGCACCACCAGGAUAUGUUGGUCAUGAUGAAGGAGGACAGCUGACAAAAUUAUUAAAAAAAUCACCAAAUGCUGUUGUAUUAUUUGAUGAAGUUGAUAAAGCACAUCCUGAUGUUUUAACUGUUCUUCUACAAUUAUUUGAUGAAGGUAGAAUUACUGAUGGUAAAGGAAAAACAAUACAAUGUAAAAAUGCCAUUUUUGUAAUGACAAGUAAUAUUGCUAGUGAAGAAAUUGCUGAUCAUGCAAUACAAUUGAGAGCUGAAGCUGAAAGAUUAUUAACACAACGUCUUGAUAAAAAUGCUGAUGAAGAUUCUAAACCAGAAGAUAUUGUUAUAUCACGUCAUUUUAAAGAUCAAGUGGUACGUCCAAUUCUUAAAAGACAAUUUAGAAGAGAUGAAUUUUUAGGAAGAAUAAAUGAAAUUGUUUAUUUUCUACCAUUUUCAAGAUCUGAAUUAAUAAAACUUGUAUCACUUGAACUUGAUGCAUGGGCUAAAAGAGCCAAAGAAAAACAUAAGAUUGAAUUAAUAUGGGAUCGUGAUGUAUUGUCAGCACUUGCUGAUGGUUAUGAUGUUCAUUAUGGAGCAAGAUCAAUAAAAUAUGAAGUUGAAAGACGAGUUGUUAAUCAACUUGCUGCAGCACAUGAACGUGGGCAACUUGGUGAAAAAUGUUGUGUUAAAUUAAAAGCAAAUUGGCAUGACAAUGGUGUUAGUAUUUGUCUUCUAGUUCGUCCAGCUGGUUAUAAGGAUUACGUUGAUAUCUCAGAGGCAGAUAAUAUUAAAAAAAAAGCCAAUUAACAUUUGUAAAAAAAAAUAUAUAACUUUAAGACAUUACACUUUUUUUUUUUUUUAAUUUUUUUGCUUAAAAAUAAUUAAUUAUCAGAUACUUUAUUUAAUGUUUUAAUAAAUAAAGUAGUUAAACAAUGUCUGGUAAUUUUGACAAAAUGUAUAUAGCGACAAUAAAUAAUUUAAUUUGAACUUUGAA
Molecule: messenger RNA, 2184 nt
Organism: Aphidius gifuensis
Lineage: Eukaryota; Metazoa; Arthropoda; Insecta; Hymenoptera; Braconidae
Product: caseinolytic peptidase B protein homolog
Exons: 8
Coding region: 75-1997 (640 amino acids)
Biological process (GO): cellular response to heat
Cellular component (GO): cytoplasm; mitochondrion
Molecular function (GO): ATP hydrolysis activity; protein binding; ATP binding
Source: RefSeq, a predicted model, not a curated record